Molecule: messenger RNA, 1029 nt
Organism: Drosophila erecta
Lineage: Eukaryota; Metazoa; Arthropoda; Insecta; Diptera; Drosophilidae
Gene: Sr-CIII
Product: MAM and LDL-receptor class A domain-containing protein 2
Exons: 3
Coding region: 37-1029 (330 amino acids)
Biological process (GO): nervous system development
Cellular component (GO): membrane
Source: RefSeq, a predicted model, not a curated record
CAGUCGUUAACUAGCAUCCAAAUUUAUAUAACGGCAAUGGUUUCUCUCUCCAAUUCUUCAAUUUAUACAACUGCAAUGGUUUCUGCAGAUAUUUUGUGGGCGCUUAGACUAUUUAUGAUAUAUACAGUGAUCCAACCAAUUGCCAGUUGUGAGCUGGACAUUAAGUUGCACAACGGGCAAGUUACAGAGUCGUCUAGCUGGUUCCUAGGUGAUAGCAUCAAGUUUCAGUGCAAUCGUGGAUUUUCCUUACAGGGCAAGACGUGGCACCUUGGCGGCGGAAAUAUAGCGAAGCGAUACUGUGCCAAGGCGGGUUGUAAUGUUAUUAAGAAACCGGACAAUGGAAAUGUUUUCACGGCCAUUGAUGGCUUAAAGGCCGAAAUCGAGUGUGACGCAGGAUUUGUUCUCAGUGGAAAUUCCUUUACCUACUGCAAUGGAACGACGUGGAUCAUUAAGUUGGGAGCCUGCCAGAUGGCCAACAGUAUCGGUGACUAUUCCUGCGACUUCGAGAGGGAGGAUCAGUGUGGUUGGGAGGCCAGCAAAGCCAUACCACAGCCAUGGAAGCGGAUCAGUGCUGCGGCAGACUUUCGCAAAGAUAAGUGUCUGCAGCAGGAUCACACUUUCCAGAGCGAUAUCGAAGGACACUUUAUUCGCUUGCAUACGCAAGUGCAUGCCUCCAGGACCUACCACUUCAUAUCUCCGAUCUAUCCCAGGAACCUCACGUUGGGCCAUUCCUUAUGGUUUCAGUUCCAACUCUUCAUGUUUGGUACGGAAUUAAGAGACCUGGCGAUAUCGGUCAAACCCGCUUUAAUGGCGGUCGAGGAUAUGUGGAAGAGCUAUGGACAUAUCUACACCAAACUCACUGUGUCUGGCGAUCAGGGACCAAACUGGAAAAGCCACUUGAUCGCCAUCGAUGAGAUGGAGUCGGACUUCCAGGUGGUUUUCACAGUCAUGGACCCAAGCUCUAUCCAUGGCGACAUUGGUAUUGACGAUGUGAAAUUUAUAAAAACCGAAACCCCUAAUCUUUUUUAA